Lindgomyces ingoldianus is the source of this 799-nucleotide messenger RNA. RefSeq lists its product as uncharacterized. The record is from RefSeq and is a predicted model, not a curated record. Gene Ontology annotation, cellular component: BLOC-1 complex; endosome. Gene Ontology annotation, biological process: regulation of protein localization; endosome organization. The coding region runs from base 156 to 716 and encodes 186 amino acids. The transcript is spliced from 3 exons. Lineage: Eukaryota; Fungi; Ascomycota; Dothideomycetes; Pleosporales; Lindgomycetaceae.
AACAAAAAUUAUACUUACUCCUCGUUUCCUAGCACAAGCUAUAUUGACAUCUAGCACCCCCUUCUAUAUACCUUCUAUCCAAACAUCCUUCUCGGCUCUCUAUCAUCUUCAACCCUUCGCCCUUACCGUAUCACACUACUAUCGUCUUUGUUAUCAUGUCUACCACACACUCUUACUACCCUGCGGCUUCGCUUCCUAUCAACAUGCCACAGAAGCCCGGUUACUAUCAACCCCACCCUCACCAUGGCUACGGCCGCGUAUCAGUCUCCCCACCUGAAGCGCCGGAGAGUGUCACCACUUCAGGCGUUCCUUCUUACGAACCGUCAGCGACUUCGAGCAGCUAUGCUGGAAGUGCAAGCGAUUACGACUCGAGCGCCUCUACCGCAGGAGUUGACUUGAUCGAUUAUAUGGGUGAUCGUCUUCAUGGCGCAUUCAACCCUAUGCCUCUCGAUCGAAGUCUCGCUAAGCAAGCACAAACAUCUGGGGAACUCAACGCCAAGCAUCGCGAACUGCUCGAACUGCAGGCCCUUGCUCAGCGACGAUUAGCCGGGGCUCGGGCCAACUUUGCAAAUGGCAUGAGAACUGCAAAGGAAGUACAGAAAGAUCUUCAGUGGACGCAGAAGCGUGUAGAUGCACUCAACGACCGAGCUGCCCGCAAAUAUCCGAAAGAGUACAAGUCCGCUCAAUCGCGAUAUCCCGCCCCAGUCGACUACUAGGCUUGCUAUAUCGCCCUAUCUCAAAUUUAAUGCCUUCUGUGGAUGUGUUCUAUACAACUUUUUCGGAAUUGUUCGUAAAAUUC